Messenger RNA from Rotaria sp. Silwood1, 465 nucleotides. The record is from the annotation of a GenBank genome assembly. NCBI's taxonomy places the organism in Eukaryota, Metazoa, Rotifera, Eurotatoria, Philodinida, Philodinidae.
AUGGACCCAUUAAAUGGAGAAGAUAGUGUACGCGGCUAUAAUUUACUUAAACCAUUAGGUAGAAUUAUUUAUUUUGGUGCAUCAAAUGUUGCUGCUAGUGGUGAAAAUCGUUCAUUAUUAACAGCAUUUAAAACAUGGUAUAAAUGUUUUUCAACAAAUUCAUUAUCGAUUUUAUCAACCAAUAAAAGCAUUGCUGGUUAUCAUCUUGGUUAUUUAUUGAAAGAUCUUGAGAAUACAAAAGAUUUAGCAUUGAAUACCAUAAAUGAAUUAUUUCGAUUAUAUAAGGAAGGUGCAAUUAAACCACAAAUAGAUAGUAUUUAUCCAUAUUCAAAAGUUGGUGAAGCUAUGCAACGUAUGCAUAAUCGACUAAAUAUUGGAAAAGUUUUAUUACAACCUGAUGAUGAAGCGAAUGCUAACAAGAAUAAUGAUACAACUCCUGAACAAGAACAACAAAAAGUUGAAUAA